Molecule: messenger RNA, 1206 nt
Organism: Colletotrichum godetiae
Lineage: Eukaryota; Fungi; Ascomycota; Sordariomycetes; Glomerellales; Glomerellaceae
Product: S-adenosyl-L-methionine-dependent methyltransferase
Exons: 3
Coding region: 1-1206 (401 amino acids)
Molecular function (GO): methyltransferase activity
Source: RefSeq, a predicted model, not a curated record
AUGUCAGACAGUCCAGCCGCAUCAGCGGCACUCAAAGCCUCUCCAGAACCGACCCCCGCGACACCAACACCAGCGCAACCGCCGCCAUCAUCUUCAACACCAACACCCGCCGCUCCCACCGCCGUCCCCACAACAUCGCAACCUCACAAUGAUCACCACCCCACCCCAGCAGCAGCAGCAGCAGCACCCAGUACCCCGAUCCCAGCCGAUGAUCACGUAACCCCAGCCCCAGACCUAACACCAGACCCGAUCUCCCCAGGGCCAGACGACGGCUACGCAAGCGGAACCGAAUCCGGAUCCUCGCGGGCGUCGACGUCGCUGGCCUCUCACGUGCGCGACUACAGCUUCGAGAACCGGCGACGGUACCACCGCUACAAGGAGGGCCAGUACCACUUCCCCAACGACGACGACGAGCAGGAGCGCGAGGACAUGAAACAUACCAUGGUCGUGCACCUCUGCGGCGGGAAGCUGCAUAGUGCGCCGUUGAAGAGUCCGCAGCGGAUUAUUGAUGUUGGAACGGGGACGGGGAUUUGGGCCAUUGAUAUGGGCGAUGAGUAUCCCGAGGCCGAAAUCAUUGGGGUGGACCUGAGUCCGAUACAGCCAGAGUUCGUGCCGCCCAACGUCCGGUUCAUAGUCGACGAUGCCGAGGUGGAGUGGGUUUACCCAGACAACCACUUUGACCUCGUCCACCUCCGCAACAUGGCGCCCUCCAUCAAGAAAUGGCCGGAGCUCUUCGCCGAAGCAUACCGCGUCACAAAACCAGGCGGCUGGAUCGAACUCCAAGAAAUGCGCUGGGUCUACGGCUGCGACGACAACACCAUGCCUUCAACCUACGCCCCCGUGAAAAUGGUCGCCAACAUCAAAGAAGCCCUCGCCAAGCUCAACGUCAAAAUGAACGCGGCCGAGCUCUACCCCGCCCACGUCGCGGCUGCAGGUUUCGUCAAUUUAUCACACGAAGUGAAGAAGGUGCCUGUGGGACCCUGGGCCAAGGACGAAGACCUUAAAAAGAUUGGGGAGUACUGCCGCGCGGCGAUAUAUGAUGGGUUGCAUGCUAUUACGAUUGGGCCGUUUACGAGGGGUCUGGGGUGGACGGCGGAGGAGGUGGAGAUCUUUUUGAUACAGGUGAGGAAGGAUUUGUUGGAUCGGAGUGUACAUUCGUAUGUGCAUUUUCAUUCUCUUGCUGCGCAGAAGCCGGUUGAUGGGUGA